GAGGAGCCUGAAACUAAAACUGGGCCUGACGCUGAACGUAAACAAGGUUCAGAACCUGAAGGGGAAGCGUCUGAUCCGGAACUCGAAUCAGAGUCUGAAGGAGAAGAUUCUCAUCCUGAGCCAGAGCUUAACUCUGAAAAUGAAUCAAAUUCUGAACUUGAAAGCGAGUCAGAGCUUGGGGAUUCAGAGCCUGGAACUGACUUAAAACUUGAAGCCGGGUAUGAACCUCAACACGAGAAGCCUAAACUUGAAGCAGGGUGUCAACCUCAGCAAGAAUCCCAAUCUGAGCUCAGUCACUAUGCGAUGGAUAAACGUCCACGUGGAAUUUGCCUCCUCAUAAACAAUGCAACAAAUUUGCCGCACGUAGAAGAACAAGUCCUCGAUUUUUUCAGUCUCCUGGCGUUUGAAGUGCAAGUCAGACGAGGUCUUCACAAAUAUCAAGUUUAUAAAGUUGCCCACCAAUUUGCCAGAAUGAAUCACAACCAAUUCAACUUGUUUGUGUGCGUUCUCAUGUCCGUUUGCGAGCAAGACCAGGAAUUCUGUGAUGUCGAUGGAAAGAAGGUCGCCAUUGAAGACUUGAUGUCAGAGUACAAACCUUCUGUCCAUUCCUCAUUGACGAAUAAACCUAAACUGUUUUUCGUCAUGAAAUUCACGACGCAGCGCUCCAAACUGAGGAAAAUUCGUUCAAUACUGAUAGAUGGCUCAACAACCAAAGAUGAAACACCAUAUUCUCCCUGUGACGCGUUUGAAGAGACCUGUCCCAAGGAAGCCGAUUUCCUCUUAUAUUCUGUUACCUCUAUUGUUGAUGAAGAAAUGCAGGAUCCACAAUCAUCGUUUAUUCAAGUAAGACUUUUUUAUAAUUUCUUGAAUUAAUUUACUUUUAGAGCAAAACCUAACGAGAAAUCUUAAGUUUGUUUCUUUGGAUGCAAGGUACAUAUUCUGUUAUCUUUAUCGCAAUAGUUUGAUUUAUCUCAAUAGCUAUAGUAUUAAUUGUAAUUUUUUAUUGUUCUUUUCGUCCAUGACUCAGACUGAAACCUUCCUAGGACUUACAACAUCUUUCUUAGAAUAUGAGCCAAUCCAAGAAAAGCAUAUUUUUGCACUGUUUUGUAAUGUCUGGUAUCUCCAUUAUGUUCUAAGUAUUAAUCCUUAAACUUCUCUGUCACCGAUCGCAUAAGAUUGAUUAUGAUUGAGUAAAUCUGUUGACAUUUUGAAGAAUCGAUUCAAAACCUACCUUUUAAAAGUGGCUUUCAACUUCUUAUUAAUUUUCUUUAAAUUUUAACCUUUAAACUUUUAAUUAUUUGCCCUUAUUUAUACUUAUUGAUACUUUAAUUUUUACUUUCGUAUAAUUAUACUAUAUUUACCGGUUUUUAUUAUAAAGCGCCAUGAUAAUGGCGCUUUAUAAGUCUUUUAAAACUGUGAAAGGUUUGUCUUAUUAUCGUUAUUGUUAUUAUUAUAACUAUAGCAAAGGUGAUGUUUUCACAUCUGAAGAUAUCAUUGUGUCACCCGAAAGCUCGCUUCGUAUUUCAUUGGUGUUUAUGUAGUGGUCGUUUUCUUCCACGAUCAAGGUACCGCAAACGUCUGAUUUGCUCAAGUUCUUGAGUACCAGACUGUGAAGCAGCAGGCCCGGGUUCACUUGCAAAUGGUUAGACUUUCUUGUCCUCUCAGAUAAGGACGAAAAGUGACAACUCGAACUUCGGAUCUAGAGUUACGGGUUCAAGCCCGUUGCCGUCGCGUUGUUUUCCUAGACUGUAAACUUUGCUCCACUUUGUCUCUCUUCACUCAGGUGUAUAAAUGGGUGCCUUGACAUAUAGCGGUGGGGGUAACCAGCCUGCAAUGGACUAGCAUCCCAUGUAGUGGGAGUAGCAAUACUUCUAGUCGCCUAUGUUACUACAGUAACCGGUAAUUAGGACCGGCCUAAUGGUUCACUUGGCUCGAACGCAGACUCCCUUUUUUUAUCGCAGUACAUACACUUUAUCUGACUUUGUGAGACUUAAAAGAAUCAGUGAGGACGUAAAAAAUCUUUGGCAGUGACCGUCACUGGUAGGGGGCAUUUACAACUGAAUACUUCGUUCACUGUUUAGUGCAUGCGCGAGAAGCAGGCUGGCAAAUUCCCCGACCAGUGAUUUUAAGUCUUUGAUUUUAGUUUAUUCCCUGGUCGCCUUUCAGGACCAGCCUAGUCUCAGAUUGGUUAAAAUUUUGACAGAUAAAUUCAUACGUAAAAACUAAUGCAGCAUCUAGGAAUUUGUUUAACGACCACUAAAGGUUUUGGUAAUUUUAUUUAAGUUCUUAUCUUUUCGUGUUUUUCUCCACUGCUUUCACAAAUGAAAUGUCAUCUUGACUAGUAAAUAUUUAUAUCACCCGGGGUCCGGCCCACUGACUUGUAAUAUUUCAGUUCAUUGUUUUGUGGCGAUACUUGUAGGAGUUUGAAUUGACGAGCGAUUGUCAGAGAUUUCUGUAUCCAUCAAGGAUGGGUCUGUAUAGUCGAUUCACCAACUUUUCAGGGGCACCCAACGAGAAUAUAGUCCAAAACCAAAUAAACAUAGCAUUGUUGAACGUACUUUAGUAUUUAAACGGUAGAUAAAGGCUUAUUUUUAUCCCCUAGAAAUUUUUCAUCUGUUCGGAUUUCCUAGCUGAAAGUAUAGCGAUCCGAAAAUUAUAGGGAUCAAAAUUUACCUUUUCGAAAAUUUCAGCCAGAAAAAAGGCUCCCGAAAAUUCUAGGUGACCUUUUUAGGGUAAAAAUUUGUUAAAAAUGGGCAAUUAUACGAUUUUUAUGAUAUUCGAAAAUCCAAGGAGAGGCAGGCAAGCAAGAAAUUUUUCAGAAAAUGAUCCGAAAAUUCUAGAUCUCAAAAUGUCUUCCCAACAGAUAAUUUUCCGAAAAUUGUCGUUGGGUGCCCCUGACUUUUGUCAGCGCUGGUUAAAUUGAUAUGUUAUUUUCCUUCUACUGUAGAAUCCCUGCGGCGAUUAUUUUGUCCAGGUUUUGUUUAUGUCACGUAUUACCGUAGCGAAACCAAAGACCCACGUCGGAUACAUAGCCUUGGAAAAACCACUCCUUCACAAAGAAGUCAGCAUUUUAAGUCGCAGGAAACCUUGUAAAAGUUGUGAAAUGCACGUUGCAAAGCGUAUUUGGUUACGCUCGCCAAAAUACAAGACACGCCACGCGCGAGGUCGCGAGGAGUCACUCGAGCUGUACUCUAUCCUUUGAUCUGAUUGGCCAACAUCGAAACAAAAGGUUUCACGUCACGGAAAACCGCCGCUCGGGUUCGCAGACGUUAUUUUUCGGAGGGAGAGAGGCGACGACCGAAAAUACGUCUGCGGUUCGCAGGCUAAUGGCUGCGUUGUGUAGGGGGGUUUCAGUGAUGUUGUUUAGGCAUUCUAGAUUUUCAAAGUCUACCACUGUGAACGUGAUUCAGUUUAAGUUUUUGCUGUAAGUGUGUGACUGUUAGCAUGCAAUCAAAGAGAUUUUCAUUCUAGGUCCGUUUGCGGUAUCUAUUUUUUUUCUUAAAUCACCCAACCCCUCCCUCAAAAAGCAUGUGGAGGGCCUUAAAGUUAAGUAUAGAUUUGAGGACUUCUUUCUAAUGGCUUGAAGUCUGUUGGUUUAAAACGUAUUACUUUUAUCAUCAGUAUACAAACCGAAGCUUCGCUUUUAAGUCUUGGCUAAAUCCCCUUUGCGGUUUAAUACAAAAACGUACCUUUAGUUAUUUCCCUGUAAAUAAAUAUCGUUGUUAUUUUUUGUAGUUGUAUAGAUAUUUACAUUACAUUAACAUACUUCUCUUGGUUUUAUCUUUCUUUUCCUUAACUUUGCCGUCACGAGAAAAGGUAAUUUAGCAAUCAUGGAUCGCCUUUACAUUAUUUUUGAGGAUGGCAAUGUCUGGUCUUUUAUUUAUCCUUUCGAACAGUUUGAAUCCUAAAAACCAAUAGUAGUUUUAUUUUCUUUUGUUUUCAUUUAACCUUUCCGGGACAUGUUUGUACCACUCUUCACUGCAUUCAGGUAAUAUCUCAUACACAAUUCCAAGUGACCAUUUGUGCCUGUUUAAUGUGUCCUCCACAAAUUCAAGUGUUCUAGAGGUAUAGAUAACAAUACGCUGUUCUGUUUAAAAUGGACUACAUGCAUUCUUCUAGCUUGUUCCUGUUACAUCUUUUUUGCAUUCUUGCAUGGUGUGUUUUUCCAUCGGUGCUACAAUAAUUAAGACAGAACUUCUUUGAAGCUAACAUUUUUGUAAACGUUUUUACUUCUUUUUCAUAUUUUGCUUUAUUCACUCAGUACUUUCUUUGUUUGACAGGUCUUCGCGAAUGUUACCAAACAGUAUGGGCACCUCAACUAUCAUUUGCUUGAGCUGUUAGUUAAAGUCAACGAGCAGCUGAAAAACAUAGGAGAUGGCCGAACAGACGGGCUACUUCCGUUUCGAGUCCCUUACCUCACGCAUACGCUCAGACGUAGAUUGUAUCUAGGUACACCAAAUGAAUUAUUUCUUUUAAAUAGCCAUAAAUUAUCCAUAAUUAAGACAAAUGUCUCCAAAGUACGAAUUUGUGUUUGAAGGCAAACAAUGAAACGAAUCCCUCAAGUUUGGCUGGUCCCAUUUUGUGAAAAAGUUCGUCAUAACAAAAUCAUUGUUUUCCUAAUUAAAGUAUACUCUGUGGACGUGACACACCCAACAACUCGUUUCAAGAGCGAAUAUAUCUGGACAUUCGCAGGGGGUGCUCUACGAACGUUUGGGUGAUGAACCCUCAGGGGCACCCAACGUCAAUUUUCGGAAAAUAUCUGUUCGGAAGACGAUUAGAGAUCUAGAAUUUUCGGAACGUUUGUUGAAAAUUUUGAAUUUUCGGGAGCCUUUUUUCUGGCUGAAAUUUUCGAAAAGGAAAGUUUUGAUCUCUAUGAUUUUCGGGUCACUAGACUUUAAGCUAGGAAAUCCGAACAGAUGAAAAAUUUUUAGGGAACAAAAAUAUGCCAAUAUCUACCGUUUAAAUACUAAAAUACGUUUAACAAUGCUAUAUUUAAGUGGUUUUGAUCUAUAUUCUCGUUGGGUGCCCCUGAACCCUUAGCUUAUACCAGACCAAAAAAGUUCCUUGUCAGGGUACAGUAAACGUAUCUUUGUUCCUUUCGGUUUCUUCAUCGCUUGAACAGUUUGUAUACAUGAAAUAAUUCAGUUGAAAUCGAUUCCAAAUUGAUUGAUUUCAAAUAUAUUACAAAUAUAUUAAAAUCCAAAAUGGACGCAAACCUUGCACCCUUACAAAACUGAAGUAAGCUAAACUAUACCCAAAAGCAGUGUUCAUAUCUGAAAUUGAAUAUUUCCGUUCUUCAGAGUUUGAUCGUCCUCUUUAUGCACCUCUCCCUGCUUGCAAUACUGAGCCUCAGCAUGGGAGCGACGAGAUUCACAACGGGCUUAAAGGUUAGUUUUAUUUAUAAAGUCACUCUUAUAAUCAGGGACUGCGGAACAAGGUUGAGAGUCGGGGUGUCUAAUCCAAACACGUAAGCACGACCAUACAAGUAGGUCGGAGGCAUUCUUCCCCGAAGAAAAAUUGAGAUUUUGGUGUUCUGAAAUGACUAGAAAUGCGUCCAAAACUGUUUUCCGUUAAUAAUAGUUAUGCAAAAGACUUUUACAUUCCUGCUAUAGCUUGUUAAAGUCAGGAAGCUGUCGCUACUUGAAUGAAAGUAGAUAAAAGUAAUCCAUUCUCAAAAUAUUUAGGAUGGAAUAACCCACGUCUAUGGUUAUAAAAUAGUUUAGACCCCACUGACGAGUUACGCCUCGUUGUUACACCUCGCGGCUUACCCUAAAUGGCUCACACCUACGACCUAGCGUUGUUCAAUUGCAGUUUUCUGAACAUUUCAUAACGUUAUCUUCGUGCCUAACAAAAAUAGCCAUACCAAGAAAACCUAUGAAAAAGAUAAGAAUAAACUAGUUUUUGUAAGUGAAGAACCAAUUAAGCCAGAUGAAAUAUGUUAUUUUUCUUACCUUUCUUACCCUCUCAAAAGGAGUGGGGGUGGAAGGGGCUAAAGCUUCACGCAAACCCCAAGCCCCACCCCUCCACGGUCCCUGAAAAAUUAAUUACAUAUUGAUCAUGUCUUCACUCAUUCCUGAAGGAUGGAAUGAAAGAAGUACUUUAUGUAUUAUUAAGUAUCAAAUGUAUUUAGCUUCAAAUAAAAGGUAACGAAUCGGGGACACUUUAAAUAAGUAACUAAAGAAACAAGUACAUCGUGAUUAAAAUAGGUUGUUUCUCAUCAUUAUAUGUGUUGCACUGGUAAAUGAACGAUACGGGUCAUCGAAACAAACUGAUAAACAUUAGGGCCGUAUUUAUACAUGGAAAAAUAGGACGCGUCCUAAAUGAGACGCAAACUUCCAGUAUAAACAGCACAUUUCAUCUGAAAUAAGGUGCGUCUUAUCUGAGAACAGGUGUUAAGGGCUGUUCUUAGGUAAGACUCGUCUUAGCUAGAGCUAAUAAGACGAGAGAAACUCCGUGUAAAUGACUUUCGCAUCUAGACGCGAACGAAAAGUACGCAUGAGUUGUUUUAAGAUUGAGUGGGAGAAUUUUCGCUUGCCUCGCCGAGGACUGGCAAGGAAAAAACUUGUUUACAUUUUAUAACAACGCUUUUUCGUUUCCCCGAGUUGGUUCCUGCGACUUUUUAUUUCUUCCUUUGCUCUUAUAUUAUUAUGACCACGUCAACAAAUUAAUUGAAAGGGAAAAAGAAUACAGUUUUUCAAGUGCAGAAGAAUAAAUGGUCUUAUGAUAACGCCCUGAUAUGAUAAUUUUAUUUGCAAAUCUGAUGCGCAUAUGAAAGGAAUUAUGACAUUCGAAAAACUAAUAAAAUAGAAAGAUCCAUGCAAUGUUGAGAGUGUUCGUCAAGAAAACUUCUUCCUCUCUCUAAAUUUGAAAGAUAAUACAUAGAUUUAACCAAGGCCAAAAGCACAGCCCUAGAGGGAUCUUUUAAGAAAUGUUUUUUUCGAGUAAUUCAACUUUUGCAGUUAGCAGAAAGCAAAGUAUUCCACCUUUUAAAAUUGGGCCUGAGCCCGCGAUCAAUUGAAAACCAAAAACUAGUCAGCCGAUAACUUUUAAAAAAGUCACCUGAAUGAGUUGUAUACCUGAGCCCGCAAUACAGUCAUGUGUCACUGUUCAGUGGAUACCCUUUUGACAGCUGUCAAUUGACUAUAACAUGGAAGUCCAAUACCAAGUUAAACACAGAUAUAUAUAUCCCUUGGACUCCUAGUAAGUGUACCAUUUCACAUCCGCUAACAUGAAGCGGUCACCGUACAUACGUACGGACGAUUUUGUGAGAGCCAAAAUUUCUUGGAUGCAUAGAUAACCAAAUUUUCUUACCCCUGGUGCUCCGCAGCGCUCGCUUUGCGUUUCGCGCGCGAAAGCUCCGCUAAUACGUGACUCUUUUUUUGUCCAUAAAGUAGCCUUUGUUAAGUCACUCCCGAGGGUUUGAUUACCCCAAUAAGAAAAUCUGUACAAUAAAGUUCGUGCUAGCUGUCUUUACUUUUGUGGAAGUCGUACGUAAAAAUUAAUGGCUAAAAUCUCUCAUUUUUUUUUCUUAAAAUGCAGUUGAACAUAGCAAGUAUAAUAUGUCCAGGAGCCCGCGUGGAAUCUGCCUCAUACUGAACAACAUCGAAUUCCUUGGCGAAGGGAAACGCUGGGGUGCCGAAUUCGACGAAGAAGAGCUGAGAACACUGUUCACUGAGCUUUCUUUCGACGUACAAGUUGCAAGAGACCUCCGUUAUGAUCAGAUGAGAAACUUAACAGCUCAGGUCGCAAAGAGAAAUCACAAGAACCACGACGCGUUUGUGUUGAUCGUCAUGUCUCAUGGUGGAGACAAUGAUGUUAUCUAUGGCGUGGACAACAGGGCCGUAAGGGUCGAAGAUUUAAUCUCAGAGCUCACACAGAGCAACUGCCCAGAUCUUCGUGACAAACCAAAGAUGGUUUUCAUUCAGACCUGUAGAGGUUCUUUAAGAGAAAGAAUCUCGCCCAACAGUGCUAGUGCUGACAGUGCUGAUUCGUUUUCAACAGUGGACUCCACCCUUUCGAGAGGUGUGUUUCCAAAAGAGUUCCACUGGCUGUUGGCCUUUGCAACCACGCCUGGCUACGUUGCGUCGCGAGAUCCAAGUUCUGGUUCCUGGUUCAUUCAGGUUAGUAUGACAUCAAUUUCAGACUGCCUAAAAUCUUAUCCGUUAAUUUUUCCUCAGAAAUGGCUUCCGUCGCACUAGGGGACUCAACCGAGAUGUUUCCAGUUAACCAAUUAUUAUGAACCGGUUUUAGAAAAAUCGAAUGCAGCCGUGUAAUUUGGGUCUUAACUGAGUCUAAUUUUUACCGCUCAGUUACUACGCAAUCCGGACUCCAGCCGGUCCGCCGAAACUUACUGUUACAUUUCCGGUCGAAACGUAAAUGGAACGCUUCAGUCUGGUUGGAAACUUUGUUUCAAUCGAACAAUAUCGUCCCAGUUUCUCUGGGUAAGUUCAACUGAUUUCUGACCAGUCAGUUUGGCAAAAUGGAGGUCACCCUUUAAUUGUUUGCGUCGGAAAACUCUUUUAACUAGGUUAUGGUUUAAUGCGUUUGAAGAAUAUUAGGCCUGGUUAUUCAAAAAAAGAACCCGGCCGCAGCCGUGAUUGUAUAUGGUUCAUUUUAGGGUACAGAUACCUAUUAUAACCCUACACUUGUUCUAAAGAUGAUUUAAAAAAUAAACUGAUAAAGGUCGAUAACUCACUAACGUAAAUUAAACUUUUUCUCUAAAGUAAGUGAACCUAAAUGUGGUUUUCUGUUUAACCGUUAUAUUAGCAAGCAAAAUUUGUUAACUUCUCAUCGCUUUUCGGUUUUAAAUGGAUAUUUCCUUUAUAUUUUAGAUCUCAACGUACUCGGUGAGCAGUGCCCAUGAAGAGCCCGUGACUGUAAAUAUCGAGGGCUAGAAUCGCUAGACAGGCUCAAGAAAAAUCGAAAAUUCUGAUAAUUUGCUAGAAAAACCCGUUUGGGGAACUAUCCUCGGAAAAAACAUAUUUUUAACUUUCAAUAAUCUAUAGUUUUAGAGAAAACGAGGAAAAACGAAAAUAUUACCUAAUUAAUUAAGGCACAAAUUAGAGUAAAAAUAACCUACUUUAUCGCGUCUGUACCAAGGCAAGAUACAAAGCUAGAAAACAGAAAUGUUUUCGUUUAAAAGUAUUCUAUCUUUACUUUCUAUCCAUUGUAUGCUUUAAACCAUAAAUUUGAUUUUGAAUUUUUUACGUUUUUUUUAAAAACUACCAUCAAACGCACUUUUUAAAAUGGGUGAAAACAACCUUAGAGGCAAAAAAAUCAUCUUGGUACUGUGUGAUACCUUGCCUAAAUGUAUACUAGGACCUACUAGGACAAAGUUCAGCUCUUAAUUAACAGAAUAUGAAAUAAAAAGUUUGGGUACUCCCGAUUCGCCUUUACAAAAUAAAAAGUUUCCUGAUCAGCAGUGGCCAAAUGUCGCAAAUUUGCAAAACUCAAAUUUGGAGAGAAAUGUUGCGCCGGCCCGGCGGUUUGUUUUAAUUUAGGGUCAGUAUCUAAUGUUCGGAACAGGGUUCGGAAACAUCACGAAGCAAGAAAACGUUUUUUGAUUAAGUUUAUGUUAAAAGAUCAGAGCAAUUAACCGUUCAACAAACAAGAGAAAUUUAAGAAAGCGACCUCGAGGAAACGACAUGUCUCGUUCCUUUUUCUAACUUCCUUGUAUUUGCAUCCAUCCCGUAUCAUUGUGAAUUCGCCUCUGGUAUAUCUAGAAUAGGAAGAGGCAUUUUCCUUGAAAUUUUAUUUUGAAGUAGGUUUUUUGCGAAAGGGAUACACUUCCAGCUGCACUUCGUGAGAGGAAGUCAUAAACUACUAACAGUGACCAGGACACGCAACGUUUCGAGCAGCUCACAAAUUCACUCAUUUUUCUUCCUUAUGAAAUUUUAUGGAAACGUUUUUCUUUGAACAGGCAAUGCGUUGUUCGCACAUCAUUUGCUUCUCGGUUUAUUUUCUUUUCAGAAAGAGGGGAAACUAACUUUGUAUGAGAGACGCCAGAGUCCGAGCCCGGGGGGCGGGGGUACUCCCUUAUAUAAGGAUUUUUGCGCCCUUUUCGUGACUACCAGUGGCCAACUGUCGCAAAUUUGUAGAGAAAUUUUGUCACCUGACUUCUCUUUGUAGUUUCGGUACGUGGUGUAUUCGAAACAUAGGAGAAGGAUGAAAGCGCCUUUUAAUAAAAAACUAAGUAAAGGAUCUGAAAAAUUUAUUUCCCUGAUUACAAAUAGCUGUGAAGGUUGGUGACACAAUGUGGCAAAUUUGCAUAUGCAUAUUACUAUCCUACAUAAGAACGGGGUUUUAAUAGUGUCAGCAUCACGCAAUAUUUGAGGCUUAAAAAAAACGCAUAACCAAGAGAACGGCUAAUAUUAAAUGUUUUGUCGUAUGUUAUUUUUCAGGUCCCAGUUGUUCAAAACCUGGAUAGCGCUAUCCACCCGAUAAAUCUCUAUCCAGUGGAUUGCGCAAUUGGUUUCCCUAAUACUUAUCCACUGGAUAGUAAUUUAUCCAGUGGAUAGGGCUAUCCAGCUUUUAAACAACUGGGGCCAGGCCAAUAAUUGCGUUCGAGGUACGAGAACGCGACCCCUAAUUUGUGUUGGGUGUUCUGUGCAUUAUUGGGUGUCCUAUGCAAUUAAUAAGGGAGGUUUUUGCGAGAUUGCAUUCGUCGUCGUCGUCGUCGACACACAAGGGAACUUAAGAACCACGACGACGACUUUGUCGACAACGACCAGAAGUGAGUUACAGUGUACUGAGCAAGCGCGACAAGUAAAUUUCGUCGUGCUGGUGUCGUCGACGACGCCAACCAAAGUAGAAUCACGUCGUCCAGCAAUCCACAAGCUUCGGCAGGUAUAAAUCUACUGUUUUAAGCGAUUUUUGAAGUCCUUUGCAUUUCCUUAUCCUCGUAAAUCCAGGCAUCGUUCUUUUUUUCUCCUAACAAGCGAUGUUGAUUGAAAAUUCGACUAAUAAAUUGUUUUUACAGCUGUGGAGACCGAGCGAGCGAUCUCGUAAGUGAUAAAUAUAUUUGUACGUAUUUAGGUAAGGCAAAUCAUAUAUCUUUACUAUAGAGGAAAUAAACUUUAUAUGGAAAACAGCUAUCACAUCUGAAUGUCUCUUUUUCCAAAUCUAAACUCUGACAGACACUCGGACUCGGUUAUCUCAUUCAGGUUGGAAGUUGAAUAAUCCUCUUACGGAAAGCAGGUGUUUUUCCACUCAAAAAGGUCAGACAACACAAAAAAUUCUUCAUCGUCAAUGAAAUUAGACGUACGGCUUAAAAAAUAAGAUCUUGCAUUAUUUUAAAAGACGGCAUUGCAAAAAACUUUGUUGCGAGCGAACAUCACAGUUUUACAUUUGCGUUUACAUUCAGCGUCGUCGUCGUCGACCUACCGACUGACUGCAUCUUAAGUUUCCUUUUUCCCGCCGAAACUUACGUUCUCGUUCCAGUCUUUUCCCAAUCAACAGACUUCGUCGUCGUGAACUUCGUCAUGGUUCCUAAGUUCCCUACAUUUGCCUCGCUUUGAGGCGCUUGCUUCCGUUUUGCCUCACUUUGUCGCGCUAACUCACCCUGUGAUUUGUGUGUUGUCGGCGUUCAUCUUUCAAACGUUUGCUGUGGUCUGCUAUUCUGUCUUCGUAAAUCGUUUAGGUAGUGUGCUGAAUUUUCGUAAAGCGUACAUAUUUAAGAGUUUGCUGAAGGUCUACUAUCCAUUUGUGUUUAUGAAUCUUCCAAAGCAUUCAUCUUUCAAAAGUGUGCUGAAAGUUUACACCCUGAGUAAAAUUUUACUUUGGAUUAAGCUUUCAUAUUUGUCUUUGGAAAUGCGUGGUACUCCUGGUGCAUGCAUCAAACCGGGUUGUUUAGCUCGGCGUCCGUUGUGCCACAAAGUAAAUUUACCGGCGCGUUGUGAAGCUCAGCGUCAGUUGUGCCACAAAGCAAAUCUGUGCCACAGAGUAAAUCUACCGAGUUGUGUAGCUCGGCGGCCGUUAUUCCACGAAGUAAAUCUACCGAGAUGUGAAGCUCGGCGGCAACAUGACGUGUGAUAUUUUCGGCACUGGACAAACGAACAUUUUAGCUAGGCAGGUGUAAAAGUCGGACCGGAUCAACUCGGACCGCCAGUCCGGGUCGGAUCAACUCGGAUCGACUCGGGCCGAAUAAAAAAAUAAAAAUAAAAUAAAACUGGACUCGGAUCAACUCGGAUCAUAAAAAAAUCAACUCGGAUCAUAAAAAUAAAAAUAAAAUCAGUCGGCGUCACUUACCUUUUACCCGUCAUUUUGUCUUUUUUCUCACGAACUGGUGGUUGCGUAAAUUAUUAUUAUUUAUUUAUUUUUAUUAAUUUUAAUGAUACACUAGUGAGCAGCACACAUACACUUCCAGUGAACAUUUUCAUCUUGGAAGGAGGAGAAACCAUGCUCGCCCGGGACAAAGGAAAUUUUCAUGCCCCGGGCGAGAAUCGAACUAGCGGUCCGGCUUCAUUUUGCCAACAAGUUGAUGAUUGGACGCUCUUAAAAAUAACUGAGAAAAUUAUCCAAAGAAAUGUUUUUUUCACAAAAGAGAAAGAAACUCGGGUUAAACGCUGAUCGGCUUUCAAACAACUGCGCCCAGUAGAACAUCUAUUGCGCCAGUAAAGCAAAAAGUUCUUUUUACACGCCCGAAGCACUCUGGCCUUUGUCUCCUCAAAUAACACGCACUUGAGACUAACCAUACGAUAUCACGCUGACCAUUAGCCUUCAAAACCUUUUCAUUAUGAUACACAGUUUAAAUCGAGGUUUCGCUGUACGCAACCCUUACGUUCAAAAUAUGCCAUAAUCAUAGUUAUCUAUCGCAAGAACCAUCCACCCUUCCCCCUCAACUGCUACCUCUACGCCUAGCAAACAUAUCGAAAGCACUCUUCUAAGCUCCGAUUACUCCUAGUUGUACAUUUUAAAUUUAAAGUUGUUCAGAAAUUGUUGGAGAAUGCAUUCUCCAACAAUUCUCCCAUAUGUGGCAGUACCCUACCCCCACGGGGCAGUUAUGCAGGCUACUAACUGGUUGAAAACCGGUCUAAAAGGGUGGAUUUGGUCAAAAACGCAGGUUUUUUUUGCUACUAAAAUUGGCCGUCAAAAAAGAGUUAAUGGGGCUAUGCCAAGCUAUUUGCUACAUCUUUUUAAAACGCUAAUAUGGUCUUCGCAUCAAUUAAGUUCUAGCUCUAGACUGCUUGCAGUCCCUCUUUUCUUUAAAAAUCCGUUAAUUUCUUAUCUUAGCUAGCGCGAUUACAAACCACUUGAAACGGAACCGCCAUUAUACUUCGGCGCCAGGUCAUCCGAAUUACUGGAAUUAUGCGAAUGACUAGCCGUUUGCAAGGCAAAGACAGAACCUUCUUCCUUGGUUCCCGAGGCUCUUUAGGUCAUUUUCAGUUUGGCCAGUGCAUCAUUCAAGCCGGUCUGUUGCAAUGUCUUUUUUUUUCCUUUUUGCUAAGCACGAACUGUGCUAUGCAUCAGCAUACUCGGUAUAUUGCAGACUAACGCAGUAGUGCUAUCCUUAUCUAAGUCUAGUUCCUAUCAUCGUUAAGUUCGAAAGCCCAUUUUAAGGAUUCCUUUACAGCAAAAAAAGGGCUAUUCAGAGUAAGCAAGCCUGCCUGUACGUUCUCAGAAUUUUUGUCGUUCUAAGAAAAGAAGAUUCAAUAAUUAAGCUCUGGCGAAGGAUGUUACUAAAACGGAGAACGGGGAACAAGCACAGGGAACGGGAAAUUAGACAAAGCAGAAAUGAAGUUACUAAUAGGGCUUGGGUUCAAGUUAGGGUUUGUUCCCAUUUUUCAUUUUCCUGUUCGCCGUGCUUGUUCCCCGCUCCCCGUUCUCCGUUUCCAGUUCCUCGUUUUAGUAACAUCUCCUGGUGAGCCUGAACCCGCAAUUUAUGAUUGUCAUGAUAGUCUUUUUAUCUGGCCUGGGAUCUAACUCGCGGCUCCUGCAGAAUAGUGCUCUACAAACUGAGACCCAGUUCGCACGUAUCCGGCGUUUCUGCAUUUGUUUGAAAAAGGAAAUUUUUUUCUCAAAAUCUGCCUUCCGCCCACACGUAUCCGAUGGAAAUAAACACCGAAAGCACAACUUUUCAUCAACGCUCUCCAAAGUGCAAAUUAAUUACUGCUGUUUAUACCGUCCUAACGUGGAAGAGGUAAAAACGGAAAUUUUGGAAAACGGUGAAGUAAUAAGUACUUUAUCUCGCACUGGAUAACAGUAUUCUACUGCCACUUGGCCAUGUUUUUAGGACUAGUAGCUCAUCUUAUGUCUCUUUUUUUCAUUUAUUUCAUAAAGGUUUAAAUGCUAAACCUUAUUAUGUCAGAAGAGGUGACUUAACAUAAACAGAAAGUUAGAGCACUGUUUUUCCAAGUCUUGUCCAUUAUCCAUUUUUCAUCCACAGGUCCUAGUAAAGACAAUCAGAAAACUGCACAAUCGCGUGCACCUUGUCGACAUUUUGACAGAGGUUACCAAUCUUGUGGUAAAAAGGAAAGGCGAGAUAAUUCAAGUCCCAGCCCCAACUCACACACUGACGGCCGAACUGUAUCUGUAA
Messenger RNA from Porites lobata, 14533 nucleotides. The record is from the annotation of a GenBank genome assembly. NCBI's taxonomy places the organism in Eukaryota, Metazoa, Cnidaria, Anthozoa, Scleractinia, Poritidae.